Molecule: messenger RNA, 4485 nt
Organism: Leucoraja erinaceus (little skate)
Lineage: Eukaryota; Metazoa; Chordata; Chondrichthyes; Rajiformes; Rajidae
Gene: hsd17b12a
Product: hydroxysteroid (17-beta) dehydrogenase 12a
Exons: 11
Coding region: 59-1021 (320 amino acids)
Cellular component (GO): endoplasmic reticulum
Molecular function (GO): oxidoreductase activity
Source: RefSeq, a predicted model, not a curated record
GCUGCUCUUGCGCGGCCUCAGUAGCAGGCAGCUAGUUGUUGCUGCCGGUGCUCGAGUGAUGGGUCCCGCCGAGAUGUUGGGCUCCGUGUCGGCGCCCCAGCUCUUUUACUGGGUCGGGGUCGCCGCUGUGACUUGGCUUUCGUUGAAAAUGACGUGCCUGCUGUUGAACGGGGCGCGGGUCUUCCUAGUCGGGACCGACCUCAAGGUGGAAAGCUUCGGUCGCUGGGCAGUUGUUACAGGUGCAACCGAUGGAAUUGGAAAGGCUUAUGCAAAAGAGCUUGCCAAGUGUGGCAUGAGCAUUGUCCUGAUCAGCAGAACCGAAGAGAAACUGAAUGAAGUGGCCAAAGAAAUAAAGGAACAGUUCAAUGUUGAAACAAAAACAAUUGCUGUGGAUUUUGGAGAUGGAGCUGAGAUCUACAAGGUUAUUGAGCCUGUUCUAGCUGGACUGGAGAUAGGUAUCCUUGUGAACAAUGUGGGAAUUUCUUACAACUACCCAGAAUAUUUCUUGGAUGUGCCUGAUCUGGACAAUAUCAUUAAUAAGAUGAUCAACAUCAACGUUAUGUCUGUUUGUAAGAUGACUAGGAUGGUAUUGCCUGCCAUGGUACAGCGGUCAAAAGGCAUCAUCCUGAAUGUGUCAUCUGGUAGCGCAUUGAAUCCAGUACCCUUACUGACACUCUACUCUGCAACCAAAGCAUUUGUGGAUUUCUUUUCACAAGCACUCCAAGCUGAGUACAAGAGCAAGGGGAUCAUUGUCCAGAGCGUCCUUCCAUUCUAUGUGGCAACAAAAUUAAGUAAAAUCCGAACACCGACUGUGAACAAACCUAGUCCAGCCACCUAUGUAAAGGCUGCCUUAAGCACAGUUGGCCUUCAGACACAGACACAUGGCUAUUUACCACAUGCCAUUAUGGGUUGGAUUAUUACAUCUUUACUUCCGGUUUCUCUGGUAAUAAACCAGUCCAUGAAAAUGAACCAGGGUAUCCGUGCUCGCUCACUUCAGAAGCUUAAAGCGAAAGGGGAUUGACCAACAUUUGCAACAUGAUCAACAAGAAGCAACAUGAAAAUGAUUCCCUUGUGAAGCAACAAUAUUAUUAAGGCACUGUUUAUUGGAAUAAAGUACAAUUUGGCGAUAUUGCUCUUAGGACCAAGGCAGGAGAUGCUUUUGUUUUUAUUUGUGCACCAGAUUAUCUUCAUAUUUAGAUUGGUAAAGUCCCUGCAGGAAGAGUUUGCAAUUCAGUAAAAUAUAGCCUGGUAUGCAGAGUUCUGUCCAGGCAUUUAAUUUAACAGCACAGAUUGGCUCUGUUCUGAUGCAUUGGUGUAGAAGAAAUAAUUGCACUACUUUGGGGGGAAGAAACGGCAGUAAUUGUGAUUGAUCAGAUACAAACCUGAUCAAAUUUCCAUCUAUAUAAAUGACAGAGACUUAGUAAGACAUUAAAGAUGUCCAAAGAAAAUACUUUGCUUAAUUUUUACUCAAAUUAUAUUAAAAUGUAAUUUCUACAGCAUAAACUUUACCUGUGAAAUUAAAAGGAAAUUGCAUUUUUGCAGAUUUCUGUAUUCACAUUGCAAUUACUUAUGUUCCAUAUUGUACACAUUUUACCAAUUCCUCAGAAGCAAUUGCAUCUUCUAUAAUGUCAGGGUUACAUUCUUAUCUUCCAGGCAUACGGUAAAACUAUAAUUCACAUUUUUUUUUGUAUCUGUUCAUUUAAGUGUGUUUAAAACAGACAUUAUAUUCACAGAAAGCACUGUUAGCUGCUGUCAUGUCCAGAAAUUGAUUUUUUUUUAAACCUCUUUAGUAUGACUUGCAUUUCUCCCACAAGUGUCACCUGUCUGUCCAUAUUCUGACACAAUAAAAAACAUAAUAAUUUUAAAAUAAACAUCAAAAUUUAAGAACUUUCCAGUCAUGGAAUUCCCAAAUGAGACUUUAAAACACUGUUAAAAAACAAUGUUGAGUAAUUGAGUUAAAAGCAAGGAAAUUCAAAUGCCGGUUUACACAAAAAGGCACAGUGCCAGAGGAACUCAGCAGGACGGGCAGCAUAUCUGGAGAACAUGGACAGGUGACGUUACAGGUCACGACACUUCCUCAGACUUUUGACUCAAAAUGUCACUUAUCCAUGUUUUGUAGAGAUGAUGCCUGACCCAGCACUUUGUGUCCUUUUGAGUGGCAGGGAAAUGUAACAAAGUUGUGCUUUGCCAGAUUUGUUUCCACUAAUGUAUAUUUAAUUUGCCCCUAUGACAAAGCCAAUGUUAGUUAUUAGCACAGAUCAAAGCAUGCAUUGAAAGGGAUUUUUUAAAAUUACUACAGCUGAUUUUCCUUGGUUACAAGUUGCUGGCGGUAACUUUUCACUGGCUGUAUUUCCAAUACUAGCAGAAUCCAGUUAACACUGUUAGUCACAUAGAAAACUAAUUUUGUUUUCAGAGUUCCCCGUUCCAGCAAUAAAUAUUAAAUGGGGCAGGACAGUGAUGCAGCCGUAGAAUUGUUGCCUUGCAGUGCCAGAGAGAUCGGGUUCUAUCUUGACUAUGGGUGCUUUUAGUACGUUCUCCAUGUGACCUUGUGGGUUUUCUCUGUGCUCUGGUUUCCUCCCACAUCCCAAAGACGUGCAGGUUUAUAGGUUAAUUGGCACCUGUAAAUUGUCCCUAUUAUGUAGGAUAGAACUUGUGUUCGGGGAUCGCUAUUCGGCGAUGACUCAGUGGCCGAAGGGCCAGUUUACAUACUCUAUCUCUAAACAAAAGGAAAAAAAAAUAAUUAAUGAUUUGCCUGCAAUUAUUGUGAUGAGAGUUUAAUGUAUUUAAGAAUUUUUCUAUUAAGUGGUAUUGAAUAGAUCUCGGAUUCAAUGAAAGUUGUUUAAAGAAAUGCUUAAUCACAAUGCAAUUGUCGUGACUUCCAACUCGAGACUUAUUGAGUCAUUUGGCUGUGCUGCAAAUAUUUCACGAUCUAUUGUAAAUUGUAUUUCCAAAGAUGAUUGGUUACUUUAUAUACACCUAAACUAUAUGCUAAUUGCUACCCAGUUUUUAAGCUGCCACCAAUGUUGGCCAGUUUACGCACAGCUCUUACUGUUGGAAUUACAUUUGAAAUCAAACAAAUGGGUAUUUGUAUUGCAGUUUGUAGCUAGUAUUUAAACAAUUGUUGAAGCUUUUAAAAUCCAUUAUUUUUUUUAAUGCAUGUCUGGAUUAGUGCAAAUAACAAAUAUUAGUAACACAUGAAAAAUGUGACGUGUGAAUUGGAACAGAAGAAUCAAUACAUAGAAAAAUGUGACAAAUGUGAAUUGUGUAAAACAACUAGUAGAUUUCUUGCAUUUUGGUAUAAACACUUGUUAACUUGUUUAGUUCCUUAUGAUUAAAACAUUCAUAUCAGAUUUUCUGCAAAGGUAUUUGAUCCUAAAACACAAGCUUCAUAAAUUAGAAAGUACGAUUGGAAGAGAGAGUGAGAGAGAGGUGAUUUGUUUACAAAUGUCUCCAUGUUUUAACACUAGCUUGCCUAUAUAUUUAUGCUAAAUUCUGGAAGCACUUCUCAUAAUGGAAUUAUCACAAUUAAGUUACUGAUUACUCCCAUCCUUCCCAAAGUGUUAUUAAAAGCAUUUCUGUUACCCCAGUGUCAGCCAAGAUGUGAGAUGAUGAACAAAGUAUUGUAUGGAGUUCUUUGUCCAGUCUAUGAAUGUCUGCAAACUCUAAGUUAAGUUCUAGGUCAUAGUAAUCUAAGUUAUAAAAAUACUCUGCAAUUUUGGGUUCUCCCUGUGACUGCGUAGUUUUAACCUCGGGGUGCUCCGGUUUCCUCCUUUAUCCCAAAAACGGGUGGAUUUAUGGGUUAAUUGGCCUCGGUUAUUUGCUCCAAAUAUGUAGGGAGUGAUUGUGAAAGUGGGAUAACAUUGAACUAGCGUGAAUGAGCAAUCGUUGGUCAGCAUAGACGGUGGGUCAAAGUCAGCCUGUUUCCAAGCUGUAUCACUAAACUAAACUGGUAGAUUUGUGGGUUCUGAAUUAAGCUAUUAACUGCAAACACGAAUAGUAGAAUUGUCUUUUGCUUUACAUAUAACUGACUUAACAAAUUUUAGAUUCACUCAAAGUAAACCUGAAAUGAGAUAUUGGUAUAUGUUCAUCUAUGGCUCAUCAUGGUAUUCUUUAGUGUGUGUAAAAUAAAUUCUGGUGGCAUUCAAAGUUCUAGAUAUAGAUCUAAAUAUGCAAUACCGAUACGAUGGUGCUGAACUGGUUGAAUAGAAGUUUGGUUCAUAUGCAGAUUUGGUAAGCUGAAUAAAUGAAGGGUUUGUCUUUCUGUUCAAGGUGUGCAAGAGUGAAAUGAAUUUUGUCAAUUCAGUUGUAACUAUAUUGCAGAACUUGACUGUUUUCACCGUUUAGAGCUAUAAUUAAUGUGUGCACCUAACACAAUAAAGCAGCUGAUUUAUGAAAACACUGAUUUUGUUUUAACAUUUCUGUAUCAGGUCUUUGAAUCUUAACAUGAAAUAAAAGUUAAUUUUAUGAAUCAUAUGACACCUUCAA